Brettanomyces bruxellensis is the source of this 1392-nucleotide messenger RNA. RefSeq lists its product as uncharacterized. The record is from RefSeq and is a predicted model, not a curated record. The transcript has a single exon. Bases 1 to 1392 code for a protein of 463 amino acids. Lineage: Eukaryota; Fungi; Ascomycota; Pichiomycetes; Pichiales; Pichiaceae. Gene Ontology annotation, cellular component: transcription elongation factor complex; elongator holoenzyme complex; cytoplasm. Gene Ontology annotation, biological process: tRNA wobble uridine modification.
AUGUCAUUCAGAAGAAGAUCCGAUAUUAUUGGCGGAUCAAAAGCAAGUUCAAAUCUUCCAGGUAUAAGGCGAAAUCCUAGAGAUGGGAGUAUAGAUAUAUCUUCUAGAAGAGCUGGAAAACCACUGGUUUGUGAUGGUAAACCACCAUCGCAGGUCAGAUUUAAUCGAUAUCCUGCCAGUAUAAGUGCUUCUACGGUACCUAAAGGAAAAGUGGGUACAUUCGUGCAACAUCCAGGAAUUAGGCCAUCCAUAGUAACUUCCCUGCCUUGUACUUCAACCGGAUCUGAAGAUAUUGAUCGUAUUCUAGAACAUAAUGGAAUCCCGUUGGGGAGUUCCUUUCUUGUCGAGGAAGAUGGUGCUACUGAUUUUGGUAUUUCAUUACUCAGAUUAUUCUUAGCCCAGGGUGUUGUAUAUUCUCGUCUUCAACAACGAUCCCUCUCAAGGCAGUCCCGCACUCAUCAAAUAGUCAUCGGCGUUCCACAGCAAUGGAUUUCCAAUCUUCCUGGACUCUAUAAUGGAUCCUCAAGGCAGAAGAAGCAAGAGGAGUUGGAGAAAAAGCGAAAACAGGUCAGUGUUACAAACGUCCUCGAGGAGAAUCACGUUUCGCAGAUGAAAAUUGCUUGGAGAUAUGGUAUUCAACAGCAAAAAAUGCAGUCGAUAGCUUCAGCAUCGUCAAGAAUCAGCCCAGAAUUUAAUUCCUCUCGACAGUAUCCAAAUUAUUGUUCUCAGUUUGAUAUCACAUCCACACUUGUACCUGCAGCAAACCCUACAGAAGUUACCUGCAUUCCGUUCACACAAAAUAUAAAUUAUGAUGAUAUUCUAUUUCAGAUAGAUAGUGUGAUAUCUCAUAAGAAAGAUGCUUUGGUGAGAAUUGCUAUACCAUCAUUUUUGAAUCCGCUUCUUUAUUCGGAAGAGCUUACUCAGUCACGUAAUGUCAUAGCCUUUCUUUACGGAAUGAAGCGAAUCAUGCACAAGUAUAGAAAUCGAGUGGUGCUAAUGGCUACAUUGGGAUUGGAUCUUUACUCACGUGGCAAUCCGUUUGUAACCAUCUUGGAAUCGAAUUUCAUGGAUGCAGUGAUUGAACUUAAGCCGUUUGACCCGGACCUCAGAAGUUACCUUGAAAGAGUUUAUCGAAAGCAGCCGAUGAAAGUGAAACAUGGACACCUUAAUAUCUAUAAAAUACCACAAUUAAGCGAGCUUGGCCUUAUGAAGAUGAGUGAGUUAGAAUUAUGCUUUAAGAAUGGUAGAAAAAGGUUCGAUGUUGAACAAUGGAGCAUUCCGAUUGAUGAGGAGGAGACUAAGGAAAGGAAGCAGGUGGAUGGUCAAGGCCAAAAUGAAAAGGUGCAUGUCAAAUCGAAUUUCAAUUAUUCCUCACCUUCAAUGGAAUUUUAA